UGUGCAAAUAACUGAAAGGCGCGCCGCGGGCAGCCCUGUUCGCGCCGCCGCUGACGUGUAGGACCUCCUCUCCGGACACAGCAGCAGUAAUGGCGGACUACGACAGUUACGACGACCGGGACCGGGCCUACAGCAGCUUCGGCAGCAGAGGGCCUCGCGGCGGCGGCGGAGGGGGCGGAGCUCGGAAGCAGAAGGAGCUGCCGACAGAAGCUCCGUUCACAGCGUACGUAGGAAACCUGCCCUUCAACACGGUCCAAGGAGACAUCGACAACAUCUUCCAAGAGCUGCAGAUCAAGAGCGUCAGGCUCGUGAGGGACAAGGAGACCGACAAGUUCAAAGGGUUCUGUUAUGUGGAGUUUGAUGACUUGGAGUCGUUAAAAGAGGCGCUGAUGUACGACGGAGCGUUACUGGGCGACCGGCCGCUGAGGGUCGACAUCGCUGAGGGACGACGCGACCGAGACAGAGACCGUGGGAACUUCGGCUUCAAGAGCGACGGACGAGGAGGAGGAGGGCGUGGUGGGCGGGGCUACGGCAGCAGAGAUCGAGGAGGCGGCCGCGAGUUCAGAGACGACGGCUACGAUUCGAUGGGAGGAGGUUUCCGCAGCGGUGACGACGACUACAUGGGCGGGCGGGGUCGAGGCGGUCGCCCAGGCGACAGGAGGGGAGGGGGCGGAGGCAUGGGGCGCUACAGAGACGGACCCCCCCGCGGAGCCCCGCCCACAGACUUUAGGGAACCCUCUGAAGAGGAGCGGGCGCAGCGUCCUCGACUCCAGCUCAAACCGCGCACCGUGGCCGGGCCGCUCAACCAGGUCGCCAACCCCAACUCGGCCAUUUUCGGCGGCGCCAAACCCCGCGAGGAGACCAUCCCCAAAGACAAGCCCUAAGAACUGUCCCGGAGGCGGGCAUCGGAACACGGCGCCGACGCGGGCGACGGGCGGAUCACGACGGGCAGAAGGCAUUCCUCAGAAAGACGAUAUUUAUUCAACAGCGGCGCUCGCCAAAACGUCUUCAUGUGCAUCGGA
Boleophthalmus pectinirostris (great blue-spotted mudskipper) is the source of this 1022-nucleotide messenger RNA. RefSeq names its product eukaryotic translation initiation factor 4h (gene eif4h). The transcript has 8 exons. Gene Ontology annotation, molecular function: RNA binding. NCBI's taxonomy places the organism in Eukaryota, Metazoa, Chordata, Actinopteri, Gobiiformes, Gobiidae. Bases 90 to 884 code for a protein of 264 amino acids. The record is from RefSeq and is a predicted model, not a curated record.